Corylus avellana is the source of this 1066-nucleotide messenger RNA. Its product is annotated as chaperone (DUF3353). Gene Ontology annotation, cellular component: chloroplast membrane. The record is from RefSeq and is a predicted model, not a curated record. NCBI's taxonomy places the organism in Eukaryota, Viridiplantae, Streptophyta, Magnoliopsida, Fagales, Betulaceae.
AGAAAUCAGCCUCUAGAUUAACCGUCUUCUACGCUCAAUAGCCUCACGUUUCUCGCAAAAAAUGGCUGCCACUCUCUCAGUCCGGCCCAACCGCUUCACUGCCGGUUCGCUAUAUCCUCGGUCCCCGUACCGGAGGCGUGGACCGGAUCACGCGGGACGGCCCAUUAGGAAUGAACUCUGGCGAGGCCUGACUACUCCGAGCAUUACACUGUCCCGGCGCAAGCUGGUCCAAGCAGGCUCGCGAGCUGACGAUUCGGCGCCGUCCGACAUGUCGGUGGAGAACGCUCUCAAGCUCCUCGGAGUCACCGAGGGCGCGUCGUUCGAUGACAUACUCCGCGCCAAGAACUCGAUCCUCGCCUCCUGUAAGGAUGACCAGGAGGCAAUUGCGCAGGCUGAAGCUGCAUAUGAUAUGUUGCUUAUGCAAAGCUUAACUCAGCGGCGAAAAGGAAGGGUUGUGAGUAGUAACAUUCGUUAUGCUGAUGUUAAACCUGUAAAUGCUCCUGGAAUGGGAUCAAUGCCUCAGUGGUUGCAGGCUACUAUGAAAAAUGCACCUGUUUCAGUUGAAACUCCAUCGACUGGUGAGCUGGGCAUACAAGCAGGCGUAUAUGGGGCUCUAAUGGUCUUAACCUAUGUCAAUGGAACUUCGACAUCGCCCACAGUGCCGUAUGGUGGGGCUGAUGUUCCUGGAUUGAUCUUGGCCGGUAGCUUUGGAGCUUCCUUGUACUUCAUGACCAAAAAGAAUGUCAAGUUAGGGAAGGCUACUGUAAUUACCCUUGGGGGCCUUGUGGCUGGCGCUGUGGUGGGAUCUGUGGUUGAGAACUGGUUGCAGGUAGACAUUGUCCCAUUUCUUGGCAUUCACUCCCCUGCAGCUGUAGUAAGCGAAUUUAUACUUUUCUCUCAAUUUUUGGUCUCCCUGUACCUAAGGUAGGCUAAGAGAAGAUUGUAAUUGUAAUUUAAACCCUGCAAUCUGUAAUUAUUCAUUUGCAUGAUCAUACCCGACCUUUUUGAGGAUGUGUAUCAUUGCAUAUUGUACAAAUCUCAAUAGAAUGUAGUGAAACUUAAAUCA